Molecule: messenger RNA, 405 nt
Organism: Penicillium paradoxum
Lineage: Eukaryota; Fungi; Ascomycota; Eurotiomycetes; Eurotiales; Aspergillaceae
Product: cytochrome c oxidase assembly protein COX16
Exons: 2
Coding region: 1-405 (134 amino acids)
Biological process (GO): mitochondrial respiratory chain complex IV assembly
Cellular component (GO): mitochondrial inner membrane
Source: RefSeq, a predicted model, not a curated record
AUGCCUGUGUUUCAAUCUAAAACAUUUCGACGAGCACCUACGGCAUCAUCAUCCUUCGGUGAACGGCUUGGUGCAUUCUACCGGGCGCGACUUGCUCGACACCCUUUUAUUCUCUUUGGACUCCCAUUUAUGGCGGUUAUUGUAGCUGGGUCUUUCGCAUUGACGCCUGCUGCUGCCUUGCGCUAUGAGCGCUAUGAUCGCAAAGUCAAACAGCUAAGUCAGGACGAAGCAUUUGACCUUGGACUCAAAGGUCCCGACGGAGAAGAGGGAAUCAAACGCAAUCCGCGGAGAAGGAUCCUAGGCGAUGAAAAAGAAGAGUACUACAGACUCAUGGCCAAAGACCUCGACCAAUGGGAGCAGAAACGAGUAGAGCGGUUCAAAGGUGAACCGGAUGGAAGACUGUAA